GAAGCAACCCAUAGGUCUUCGACAGCAGCCCGAGCCUAACGCGCGAGCUCGAGCUACUCGACCGAGCUUGACGCGUAGGCUCGAACUACCCGAGCCUAAGAAAGAACGAUUGUGCCUCCUUGGCUAUCUAAGUGGGGCCCAUACAAUCAACUUUAUCGAGUCGAAAAAUGAACUAAAGGAUAUUCUCACGUUGUUUGGCUCUGGCUAG
Dovyalis caffra is the source of this 208-nucleotide messenger RNA. The record is from the annotation of a GenBank genome assembly. NCBI's taxonomy places the organism in Eukaryota, Viridiplantae, Streptophyta, Magnoliopsida, Malpighiales, Salicaceae.